Molecule: messenger RNA, 1360 nt
Organism: Nicotiana attenuata
Lineage: Eukaryota; Viridiplantae; Streptophyta; Magnoliopsida; Solanales; Solanaceae
Product: extensin-2-like
Exons: 2
Coding region: 48-1139 (363 amino acids)
Source: RefSeq, a predicted model, not a curated record
AAAACAAAAACAAUAAUCCAAUCAGCCUUAGAACCCAUAUCUUCUCAAUGGGGAGCCAAAUGAAGAAGCAAUGGCAUCAAUUUGUUUGUGCUUUAGCAUUUUUCUUGAUUGCCACUUGCACUAUGGCAUAUUCAACUGAUUCUUAUAAAUCAUCAGUUGCAUCAUAUAAUCAAGUACCAAGCCAAGUACCAAACGAUUACAAGGUACCCUCAGUGCCUAAACAAGAAUACAAGGCACCAUCUUUGUCAAAGGAUAACUACUACACGAAGCCAUCAGUUUCAAAAGAUGACUACAAGAAGGUGCCAUAUGUUCCAAAAGAUAGCUACUAUAAAGCAGUCGCAGUGCCUAAGCCGGAAUACAAGGCGUCAUCUUUGCCAAAGAAUGAGUACUACAAGAAACCAUCUGUUCCAGAAUAUAACUACAAGAAGGUGCCAUCUGUUCCAAAAGAUAACUACUACAAAGCACCCGCAGUGCCUAAGCCGGAAUACAAGGCGCCAUCUUUGCCAAAGAAUGAGUACUACAAGAAACCAUCUGUUCCAGAAUAUAACUACAAGAAGGUGCCAUCUCUUCCAAAAGAUAACUACUACAAGGUACCUUCAGUGCCUAAACAGGAAUACAAGGCGCCAUCUUUGCCAAAGAAUGACUACUACAAGAAGUCAUCAAUUCCAAAAGAUACCUACGCCAAGGUGCCAUCUCUUCCAAACGAUAACUAUUACAAGGCUCCCUCAACACCUAAACAAGAAUACAAGGUGCCAUCUGUACCGAAGAAUGACUACUAUAAAAAGCCAUCAGUUCCAAAAACUGACUAUUACAAAGUACCCUCAAUGCCUAAACAAGAAUACAAAGUGCAAUCUUUACCAAAGAAUUACUACUACAAAAAACCAUCAGUUCCAAAGAAUGACUACUAUAAAAAGCCAUCAGUUCCAAAAACAGACUAUUACAAGAUGCCCUCAAUACCUAAACAAAAAUACAAAGUGUCAUCUGUACCAAAGAAUGACUACUACAAGAAACCUUCAGCUUCUCCUCCACCGCCAUACUACUAUAAUUCGCCCCCUCCUCCUUUACCAUCACCACCACCUCCUUACUCUUAUCAAUCAUCUUCAACUCCUUCUUCAUCACCACCUCCACCAUAUUAUUAAAUUCUCAUCUUUCAUGUUCAAACAUGUUUCGAGAAGGCCAUUUUCCAACACAACAAAAUCUUAAGGGUCUUGAGUGGAAGGCUUGAUAUCAAAAUUUGUAUUACUUCAUUAUUUGUAAUUUCUGGGGUUGGUUGCAGCUCAUGUUUUUCCAUUUUAUAGUAUGUCUCAUUAUCGAAAUUCUGAGAAGAUUAGUUCAAUUUAAUGCAAAUUCUUUUUGUCGA